This is a messenger RNA of Notothenia coriiceps (black rockcod), 624 nucleotides long. Its product is annotated as deleted in lung and esophageal cancer protein 1-like. The transcript is spliced from 5 exons. The record is from RefSeq and is a predicted model, not a curated record. Bases 133 to 624 code for a protein of 163 amino acids. Gene Ontology annotation, biological process: negative regulation of cell population proliferation. Gene Ontology annotation, molecular function: tubulin binding. Gene Ontology annotation, cellular component: cytoplasm; cilium. Lineage: Eukaryota; Metazoa; Chordata; Actinopteri; Perciformes; Nototheniidae.
CUGUGUUCAGCCACUUUCGAGCCGUCCUCCGGCACUCUGGGACCUAACGACAGCUUGGAGAUCAAAGUCACCUUUACCUCUCACACAUAUGUGGAGCUGACGGAGAUAGCUGCUCUCUGUGAGGUCCAAGGGAUGAACUCUCCUCUUGUUCUUAGUAUCGUUGCUUCCAAAAUCAAGAAACUCAGUGUGUCCUACUCCCUGCCAAGUGUCUGCUCUCCCUCAGGUGAUGAGAGCCCCUCAGCGCUGGCACUUGACUUUGGAGACGAUGUUAUUCUGAAGAGAGCUGUUACCAAGCAGUUACUGAUAACCAAUCAAACUGCCAUCCCUGCGGCUUUCACCAUCGAAGCAGAGUAUUUCAACUGCCAUGCCUCGAAGCCCAAUAAGCAGUCAGGGAAAAGAUCCACAUACGUCAAGAAGCCGCUGCACUCUGUUCAAGCCAAGAAAGUAGAGGAAAAAGCACAAGAGGAGUUUGUGAGCGGCCUGCUGGCUCAUGGGAAAGGAGCCGCUUUCUUGGUCCUUCCUCAAAAUGGGAUUCUGGGAGCUUUUGAGACGCAGACUGUGGACGUCACCGCCUACACCGAGAUGUGGGGGGAAUACAGAGAUCUCCUCGUGUGCAAAGUAUGA